CUCCAACAAUGUUCACUCGAUCCAUCUUCCGCAAGACUUUGGCUACCGCCACCACCCUCGCCCGCCCAACAGCCCUCCCAACCCUCCCCCGUCUCCUCCUCACCUCCCGUCCCCUCUCAACCGAAACCAAAUCCGCUAUCGAUGCAGCCGUAAAAUCAGCUCCAGUAGUCCUCUUCAUGAAAGGCACACCCGAACAACCCAUGUGCGGCUUCUCCCGCGCCACCGUCCAAAUCCUCGGUCUCCAAGGCGUCGAUCCCGAGAAACUCGCAGCGUACAACGUCCUCGAAGACGAAGACUUGAGACAUGGUAUCAAGGAGUACUCGAAUUGGCCGACGAUUCCGCAGUUGUAUUUGAAUGAGGAGUUUGUUGGGGGGUGUGAUAUUUUGGUUGGCAUGCAUCAGAGUGGGGAGUUGGAGGAGAUGUUGGAGAAGGCUGGUGUGCUUGUUCCGGCU
Messenger RNA from Saitoella complicata NRRL Y-17804, 452 nucleotides. Its product is annotated as glutaredoxin. The transcript has 2 exons. NCBI's taxonomy places the organism in Eukaryota, Fungi, Ascomycota, Saitoellomycetes, Saitoellales, Saitoellaceae. The annotation marks the transcript as partial. The record is from RefSeq and is a predicted model, not a curated record.